AUGGAGCUGCAGGGUAUGCCUACUGAAGAGAUGCCCAUCUUUGGAAGCACGCUGAAACUGAUGAAGUUCUGGUCGUAUCUGUUCGUUCACAACUGGCGACGUUAUGUGGCAAUGAUACCCUAUCUGCUCAUCAAUGUGACUCAGUAUGUGGACAUCUAUCUGAGCACCGAAUCCCUCGACUUUACCAUUCGAAAUGUCUAUUUGACUGUGCUCUUCACCAACACUCUGGUCCGAGGAAUUCUGCUGAGUCUGUAUCGCGGGCAUUACGAGCAAUUUCUGGAACUUCUCAAGGGUUAUUAUCUGCAGCUGUUGAACUCUACGGAUAAACACAUUCAGGAACUGUUGGCUGAAGCGACACGACUUUCCCAUUCAAUUGGACGAAUUAAUUUACUAAUGGGAACCUGCACUUGCAUUGGCUUUGUUACCUAUCCCAUUUUUGGGUCGGAGCGUGUGUUGCCCUAUGGCAUGCAUGUACCAGUUAUUGACAAAUAUGCCAGUCCCUACUACGAGAUUUUCUUUGUGGUGCAGGCCAUAAUGGCGCCCAUGGGCUGUUGCAUGUACAUACCCUACACGAAUUUGGUGGUUACCUGCACAUUGUUUGCCAUUCUCAUGUGCCGUGUGUUGCAACACAAGCUCCGCAACUUGCAACUGCUGCCGGUGUCGCGGGUGCGCCAGGAAAUUAUAUGGUGCAUACGAUAUCAGGUCAAGUUGGCAGGGCUUGUCGAUGCAAUGAAUGGAUUAAAUACAAAUCUACAUUUGGUCGAGCUAUUGUGCUUUGGCGCGAUGCUUUGUGUGCUGCUCUUCUCCUUGAUUAUUGCUCAAACGAUUGCUCAGACUAUCAUAGUUAUUGGCUAUAUGGUCAUGAUAUUUGCCAAUAGCGUUGUACUCUAUUAUGUGGCCAAUGAACUGUACUUUCAGAGCUUAUACAUCUCAAUUGCCGCCUAUGAGAGCAACUGGAUGGAUUUUGAUGUGGAGACCCAAAAGACACUAAAGUUUCUCAUAAUGCGCUCACAAAAACCGCUGGCGAUACUCGUGGGUGGCGUCUAUCCGAUGAAUCUGAAGAUGCUGCAGUCCCUGCUGAACGUCAUCUACUCCUUCUUUACACUGCUGAGACGCAUCUAUGGCUAA
This is a messenger RNA of Drosophila innubila, 1128 nucleotides long. RefSeq names its product odorant receptor 30a (gene Or30a). The transcript has 7 exons. Gene Ontology annotation, molecular function: odorant binding; olfactory receptor activity. Gene Ontology annotation, cellular component: plasma membrane. Lineage: Eukaryota; Metazoa; Arthropoda; Insecta; Diptera; Drosophilidae. Gene Ontology annotation, biological process: sensory perception of smell; detection of chemical stimulus involved in sensory perception of smell. The record is from RefSeq and is a predicted model, not a curated record. The coding region runs from base 1 to 1128 and encodes 375 amino acids.